This is a messenger RNA of Tremella mesenterica DSM 1558, 4293 nucleotides long. RefSeq lists its product as uncharacterized. Gene Ontology annotation, molecular function: cysteine-type deubiquitinase activity. The record is from RefSeq and is a predicted model, not a curated record. Lineage: Eukaryota; Fungi; Basidiomycota; Tremellomycetes; Tremellales; Tremellaceae. The transcript is spliced from 13 exons. Gene Ontology annotation, biological process: protein deubiquitination. Bases 1 to 4293 code for a protein of 1430 amino acids.
AUGUCUCAGAAUAAUCAAGCUGAUCAACUCAUUCUCAACGCUUUAAAGAGAAAGUCGCCUUUUCGUGGUCGACCUCCGAAAGUGUAUGCUCCUAGUGCACAAUCACCAUCAACAUCCGGUCCUUCUCACCCUAUUGAGCCUUCUUCUAUCAACAGGACAGCUUCGGAGAUCCAGUCAGUUUCGGUUUCGGUGCCCUUAAAUCAUUCACAGCAGUUUCCCAAAUCGUCUCCUGGUCACAAGAUACCCCUGUCCACGGCUGAUUCCAUUGCAUCAGGAGAUACUCCUGCAUCGUCCAACGGUAUUGGUAUUGUGACACCAGAUUCGGUACCCUGGACAGAGCUGGUCAUGGCCUCCCCCUCCGCUUCAUUGUCUUCGGCCGUGCAAGCUUCAGCACCCAACUUAUCCGCUGCCGUUCCAAAAUGGUCUCCCUCUCAACCUCCGAAUCCCAUUUCGGUAGAAGAUGAGAUCAUCACUGCUAGGCAAGAGGCGGCCGGGCGCUUCCGAAUUGUCAAUAUCUCUUCCGAAUCAUACUCCGUACCACGUCCUGAGGCUCCACUCUUGGCACUCAAAGCUCCUCGCACCGACGCUAGUCUUGGGGUCAACAUACGUGCUUUGGAAACCUUCUGUCGUUUACCGAAUCCUGACCUGGUGGAUGAUGAUCGCUAUGAACAAUUCGAGGUGGCUUUUCAUCAUAUCCCGAAAGCGUUUGACUCUUUGCGUCAGGACUACCUCAUUGAGACCCAGCAUAUAUCCAAAUGUGUUCAAGUGGAAUGGUUGGAUCCCCCUGGUUUAUUACCCGCCGACAUCAGGGGAAGACAUGGCCUCUUCUUUGUCUCCGACAGUGCUGUCGCCGCAUACCCGAAUCGGACAAUCCAGCCAACUUUGAACAGUGUCCACCACCAUGUUGAGCCGAAAGCAAAGGAUGAAACACAAACAACAGCCGAAGCUCACCCUCCAACUGCUGCCAGUGCACGAUAUUCCUCAAGAGCACGUUUAAAGUGUGAUCUUUUUCUUGAGAUACGAAUGACCCCCAGCAAUAUCCGAAAAGGGGUCUGUUGUCUGAUCCGCCCGAAAGCUGCAUAUCACGGUCAACCGAACCCGUUGACAUUACUUCGGAUUUCGCCACAUCUCCGAAACCUACUCCAUGAUGCUGCAACUCUGGUGGGAACGACUGAGUCACGUCUUCGGCUUCGGUGGUACAAUUCCUUCUGCAAGAUUCACCCCUAUGUCCUAUGGGUCAAGGCAAAUUAUCCCGAGCGUCUUCCUACCACCACUGACUUCCAAACUGCCAUCCGAACGGCUCUGCGGCAGGAAAGGCUGGAUCGGCUACCACUGGCGGCGAUAAGUAUCUUACAUGAGGCCAAUCCAAGCUCUUUCCUGCAUUGUGAAUAUCCUGAAGGCCUGGCACUCGGUGGCACUCAGCCAUUCCCAGCGGACUCUUCGUUCAUUGCAAUCAUCAGUCCGAAACAUGCAUUGCAAUCAGCAAUUCGGCAUGCCACAGAUCGGGGCCUCUUUCUUGAUUCGUCUUGGAGAAAUAAGAAUGCAAUACGCUGUCCCGUCACCUUGCUAGCCACAGUAAAUGAAUAUGGUCAUAUGGUCCCUGUAGCUGUCAUGGUCUCGAAUCACGCCAACACCGAUUCCUAUACCGAAUUCUUGAGCGUUAUCCGAAAGGCUAUCAAGAAAGAAGCGAAAGCAUUACUCAAGGGCAAAUCAUCAGUGGUCUCCGAAUAUGAGAAUGAAGAGCAAAUCCUCAUCAACGCCGAAUACAUUCACGAGGAGGAUUUCCUUCCACUACAUUUCAUGAUUGAUUGUGAUGACGCCGAACGAAAGGCCAUUGAGGAGGUCUUCCCGGGAACUCCAAUUCGGUUAUGCCAAUUCCAUUUCAUGCACGCCGCCCGAUCUCGAGCACUUCGGCUAUUUGGGAGUGAUCUGGACAUUGUACCGAUCCUCCGAAGUGAGAACUUGAUAGAUGAAGAAUCUCAGCAUGAUCCGUGUGAACUGUUUCUCAGAAUGACAAGCAAAUUCAAUCAGAUCAUUGAACAGAACCCGAUUCGGAACACAUUCCAAUUCGGAGUAACCUGGGAAUAUGUCUUUCAGCCCUGUUCCCACGCAGUCCCUGUCAGGCAAGAGACAUCCUCACUGGAGAAGCAAAUGACCGUUCUCCAAAUCUAUCCACAUGGCUCAUCACUUAACCUCAUCCAGCUCAUCAACCUUUCAUUGUGGCGUUCAUGCAGUCCCCAACAUUGCUUUUCGGUACCAUGUAAUGGACGAAUGGCCGUCACUCGAGCACGAGCCAAGAUGUCCUUGGAAUCCAACAACCUGCCCCGCAUGUUACUCCUCAACAUUGUCUGGGAUCUCCGAAACCCCUCUGCACACCAAGUGAUCCACCCUUUUGACAUUCCCGAAACUAUCAACCCAGCGCAGGUUUCGGCCGUACCUCCUCCUAUACUCCCCAGCAAUCUUCCAAUGUACAGAUUGAAGGGAAUGCUCUGCCGAAAGGGGGACACCGUGCAGGUGACCAGUGGACACUAUGUGGCUUUGAUAAAGCAUGAUGAUGUGCUGUGGGAGAUUGACGACGAAAAAACCUCUCGUAUGUUUCUGAACCGGGACGCUUUCGGUGGUACACGAUUCCCGGUCUUGCUGUUCUAUACACUGGAAGAUGAAGUCAAGCCAUCAGCAAGUCAACCCAUUGCCAAAAAGAGACGACUGAAUAAGCCAAGUGGGAAAGCAAUGUCAAAAUCGGCUUCGAAUCCUGAAAUACCAAAAGCUGAAGGCCCAACACUGGAAGCACCAAACCCCCAACCUCCCGUUUCGGACGCCAUACCAGCUAAUUCUUCAAAUUCGGAGCUGCCAACUUCGGCCCCGCCAACGCUUGAACCUCCGAAUUCGGGAGAUCCGAAAGUUCCUCCUCCAAACCCAACGGAACAAGAACCUGCCCCAGUUGAUGUCCAGUCCACAAGCUUGGCGCCCACCAGUACCCCUACAGACCCCACCGCUUCUCAGCCCAAUGUUCUUCCCACAGUUUCUCAGGGUACCAUCCCUCCGAAGCCUACACAUAUUUCUCCACCUGGUGAUGAACCUCCCGAAAGCGGGCCUUCCUCGAGCAACAUGCUGUGCCAAACCAACACACCCCAGGGUGAAUCGGCUCCCCCCGAUCAAGCUAUCAGUCUCAAUCCCACUGUAGCUUCUCAAGACAUUACAGCAGAACCAGAUUCCCCAUCAUCAUCCAUGGACAUUGAUCCUCCAAGUGUCGUUCCCACUGUUGAACGCUCUCCCUCACCCGAGGUUCCGCAGUACUGUCAACUAGAAAAGGCUCAGUCAGUCAUUGCCGAAAGACUAGCACAAGUUCAGUGGCGUUCGGGGGAAUCCUUUCAACCUCUCAUCUCCGUCAGCACAUUUCAAGAUGUUGAUAGCCUUUCGGACGAUCUCCUUGAGGACCUGUGCGACCAGAUGGAAGCUAUGUUUCAUGACAUGGCCGAAGAUGAGCAUAAGGGCUUGAAGCUGCAGGGUGUAGACUCCACAUUCGGGUCAAAAACGUUGCGUAAGUUCUACGGAAGGAAUGAGUGGUACACCAAUUUCGGAAUCGAUGAUAUCUUGCUUUCGGUGUCAGCUUUCAUCCGAAAUUGUGUGAAUCUGGGGAUUGGAAUGUCUGACCCCAUACCAAACUCGUUUGUUUACCGAACCCUAGCUGCUGGUGACAACUGGAACCCAUACAUACCUGGAGGUACGCCAUGGCCUUCUCUGGGCAAGGACGGGCAAUGGAGGAAAGAGAACACAGUUGGGGUUCUGAUGUCGAGCUCCCAUUUUGAGACACUGGUAAUCUUUGGGCCACAGAAGCUGGUGUUGAUGUAUGAUGGGGCAGGGGGGACUUAUGAUUCGGGAGAACAGAAGAAGCAAUGGUCACGCCUGCUAGAACGCCGUUUGUCCUGGGAAGUCAGAAAAGGCAUAGCAACAGAGGCUGAAGCUAUGGGUUGGUUGAUUGCUCCAAAUUCUCAGGCUACCAGGGAUAACCUGGACUGGGUUACACAAGUGGACUCACACAGCUGUGGUCCUCUAGCAUGUGCCGCUGCAUGUCUUCUUCUCCAGGGAAUCAGACCGACUGCUUCUGUGCUUGGGGUGAAAUCAUCAACUCUGGCUAGAGGUGAGAGUAGAAAACUACGAACAAGUGUGCUUCAACUGGUGCUUGCAAUGGCUGCACGGGAUCCAGCAAAUGAGUCUAUAUUCAGUCCGAAAGUGAAAAAAUUGAUGGACAAGUCUGUACCUUCCAUGACUUACUACAUAGAUCGCCUGUAG